Mus musculus (house mouse) is the source of this 603-nucleotide messenger RNA. RefSeq names its product SSX member B15 (gene Ssxb15). The record is from RefSeq and is a predicted model, not a curated record. Bases 1 to 498 code for a protein of 165 amino acids. Gene Ontology annotation, cellular component: nucleus. Gene Ontology annotation, biological process: regulation of DNA-templated transcription. The transcript is spliced from 6 exons. Lineage: Eukaryota; Metazoa; Chordata; Mammalia; Rodentia; Muridae.
AUGAUGAAGUGCACUGUACCAAAAAAUGGUGAUCUAAAUUCCUUAAAAGGCAGGAAUUUUGGUUUUGUGAUUGAAGAAGACAAGAUGGUGUCUUUUCAAAAUAACACCAAUAUGGAAACAGUGAGCUCCUGUGAAAAGAUCCCCAUGGAAGUUCUUUGUGAACCAAAGAAUAUCUGCAAGGCCUUCCAGGAUAUUUCUACAUACUUCUCUGAUGAAGAGUGGGGAAAGCUGACUGAAUGGCAGAAAAGUGCCUACGUGUACAUGAAAAGAAACUACAUCAGAAUGACUGACCUAGGGGUCACCGUGAACCAACCAGUUUUCAUGCGUGGCAAGGAUCAGGACAAGCAAUGCCUGGUCGAAGGCAUUGAAGUUCAUGACAGUAAUGAAACUGGUGGCAUUCAGGUCAAUGUUUGGAGCCACCGGCUGCGAGAGAGGAAGUAUCGAGUGAUAUAUUCAGAGAUUAGUGAUCCUGAAGAGGAAGAAGACGAUUAUUACUGAACCAACAGUCAAAAUAAGCCCACGGUGGAAGAAGGAUAGAGUGGCGAUUCAACAUCACAGCUACAGCUUUGAAAGACUACGUAUCAGCAGUAUGGAUACAUACAU